This is a messenger RNA of Aureobasidium vineae, 1533 nucleotides long. The record is from the annotation of a GenBank genome assembly. NCBI's taxonomy places the organism in Eukaryota, Fungi, Ascomycota, Dothideomycetes, Dothideales, Saccotheciaceae.
AUGAGCAAGGCUUUGCAACGACUGCAGCAAUGUCUUGAGCGACAGGCGCAGUUCUGCGGGUUGAAUGCGUUCGUCACCCGCGCCAAUGCCACACAACUCCAGGACGCAGCUGGUGCCAUAGUCGACAACCAGUCUGAAGGUAUGGNNCUUCCAUCUUCACUACCUAGCAAGACACUGACGAGGACAGGUUCAGCACUCACCGGAAGGAUAAUCGCCAUAAAAGACAAUAUCGUCACGAAAGACUACCCGACCACGGCAUCUUCANAAAUCCUCGACGCAUACAACUCACCAUACAAUGCGACUGUUGUCGACAAACUUGCAUCAGCUGGCGCCCUGAUAUGCGGAAAGACCAACUUGGACGAGUUCGGAAUGGGAUCACACACCCGACCAGUGUUCACAUCAACCACACAAAGUCCAUACAAGCGCAAUGGACAAGCUCUUUCGGCAGGUGGAAGCAGUGGAGGAAGUGCAGUAGCAGUCGCGACAGGUCAGGCUUGGGCUGCGCUUGGAACAGAUACUGGAGGUUCGGUUAGAUUGCCGGCUGCAUAUACUGGUACUGUUGGCUUUAAGCCCAGCUACGGUCGGCUUAGUCGAUGGGGCGUCAUCGCAUAUGCCAAUUCACUGGAUACUGUUGGCACUUUGACUCAGACUGUUGGGCACGCUCGGGACAUCUUCAAUGCGCUGGAUGGCUUUGAUCAUAUGGAUCCUACGAGCUUGUCCAAGACGGUUCGUGACAGGAUUGCAGGUCAAACCACCGCCUGGUCUGAGAAAAGGAAAUUGCGUAUCGGCAUUCCGCUAGACUACAACACUGCUUCACUAUCUCCCGAGGUCUGUCAAACCUGGUCUCAGCUAUUGUCAACACUGCAGNAUGCUGGACACUGGCUUCAUCCAGUGUCCCUACGUUCAACGCAUCAAGCACUUUCGGCAUACUACGUCUUGGCUCCAGCAGAGGCAUCCUCCAACCUCGCCAAGUACGAUGGUGUACGCUAUGGUAACCGUACCUCAGGUCCUGAUGCCAACCCGAAAGAGAACCUUCCAUUAUUUGCCGCCACCAGAGGUGAAGGAUUUGGUCCCGAGGUUCAACGCCGUAUCCUUUUGGGAGCUUACACGCUGAGUUCGGAAGCCAUGGACAAUUACUUUGUGCAAGCGCAACGAGUGCGCAGACUGGUGCAAAUGGACUUUGAUAAUGUGUUUACCCUGCAGAAUCCAUUGUUGGAUACACGAACCGAGAAGUCGAGCGAUGCAACCACUGUUGACGUUUUGAUUGCACCGACCGCUCCGACAUUGCCACCAACGUUGGCCGAGGUGGAAAAGCUGAGCCCGGUCGAGAUGUACAUGAAUGAUGUGUUGACAGUACCUGCGAGUCUGGCAGGGUUGCCUGCUCUGAGUGUACCCGUCAAGCUACAAGGUGGUGCCAAAGAAACAGGAGAUGUUGAUUCUGUUGGCAUGCAGGUGAUUGGACAAUUUGGCGAUGAUGCGCUAGUCCUCCAAGUGGGUCAAAUCAUCGAGAGCCUACAAGCCAAAAGUGCUUGA